This is a messenger RNA of Phyllostomus hastatus (greater spear-nosed bat), 252 nucleotides long. Its product is annotated as cytochrome c oxidase subunit NDUFA4-like. The transcript has a single exon. Bases 1 to 252 code for a protein of 83 amino acids. The record is from RefSeq and is a predicted model, not a curated record. Lineage: Eukaryota; Metazoa; Chordata; Mammalia; Chiroptera; Phyllostomidae.
AUGCUCUGUCAGAUCCUCAGUCAGGCCAAGAAGUAUUCAAGUUUGAUCCCACUCUUUGUAUGUAUUGGAGCCGGAGAUACUGGCACAGUGCUGUAUGUCACACACCUGGCAUUGUCCACACACCUGGUAUCUAUGGGGACAAAAAGAAUAACCCCAAAACCCCAGAACAAGCUGAGCCCCAAUGAGCAAUAUAAGUUCCACUCAGUGAAUGCAGAUUACAGCAAACUGAAGAAAGAAGGUCCAGACUUCUAA